GGAACUUUGUUCAGGUGCUCAUUCCUGAAGGAGUUGGGAAUGUGGGGGUUUGGGGGGGGUGUUGGUGGGGGAGAAGGCAGCUUGAAGUUUAGAGACUGUGUUGUGACUGUAAUGUGUUUGGCCUCACAUCCUUCUGUGUUGGUUUCUUACUUGAAAUGAGGGUUUUCAGACCAUCGACAUUGGACUUAACAGGUUGGACAGUCCAGACUUGUUUCCUGUGGAGCUUAGGAGAGUGAGGGGUGACCUGAUUGAUCUUGAAUGGUCUGCACAAAGUGAGUGUUGGAGGAUGUUUCCUCCUGUGGGUCCGUGCAGAACCAGGGGGCCACUGUUUUAAAAUUGGGGCUCACUGUUUUAGGACAGAGACGAGAAGAAUUUGGAACUCCCUGUCCCAGGAGCUGGUGCAGAUGGAGAUCAGUGAAUAUUAAAACGGAGGUAGAUAGAUUCUUGUUAGGUGGAGAAUCCCAGGUUACUGGGGGGAAUGCAGAAUUCAAAACACAAACAGAUCAGCCAUGAUCUUAUUGAAUGGGGGAGCAGGCUUGCGGGGCCAAACAGCCCACUCAUUCUAUUUAUUUCUUUGUAUAAGUACACAAUUAUAUCAAAUCUCUUGGGAAUUGCAGACUUUGUUCAUGUUCGAGUCAGUGAUUCACAAGAAGUGUGCAAACUGCCAGUUCAUGGCUGUUUCAAAAUGGCAUUGACCAGCUGCCUCUAUGCUCAGUGACACAAGGGAGAAUGGAGCAGGCACUAGACUGGCAUCAAUGAGCCAGUGAUGAGGGGCAUGUAUGUAGAGUGGGAUAGAAGUGGACAAGGGAAGGGCCUGGUAUCCUGGAUGUGAAUGAGGUUUGGGGACAGUCAGUCUGUAAAGGAAGGGUGUAUAUAGAGACUGUGAAAAUGUGGCUCCAUCACAAGGUGUUGUCUGGGAGGCCCCUUAAAGAGCUUUGAGGUCAUCAUCAGUUACAUUUCCAUUAGCUGCUAAGGUUCCCUUCACCAAGUCCCUCACAACACUUUGAAGGGAGGCUCAGCUGAGACACGUCCCACUGAGUGGUGAGUACAACCACAGGCACUAACACAAACAUUCAACAACAAAUCAACAAAAGAACAUGACAUUGUGUCUCCCACAAUAACAGAGAUGCUGCUAAGCUUCCUGUAAGCAGUGAUGAGCAGCAGACAGGUGAGCCACUACCUGGAGUUCUCUGAGAUAAUAGUAACACCCACAUGAUGCAAAUCAAACCGAUCUCAGGAGAAAUAUUUGCAAGCAAAACUUUAAUUUGAAUGACACCUGUGUCCCACCUUUGUGCUCUCAAUAAAUGCUUUGUCUUUUAAUUUGUUUUGAUGGAUUAUGAGUGUCACUGGCCAGGCCAGCAUUCACUGUCCCAUCCCAAAUUGUUCCUGAACUGAGAAGCUCAACCUGUUUCAGAGUCAACCCGACUGUUGUGGGCCUGGAGUCACAUGUGGGCUUGACCCAGUAAGGACAGUAGUUCCCUUCCCUAUAGGACUUUAGUGAACCAGGUCAGGUUUUACAACAAUCCACAAUUAAUGACACCAACUUCCAAUUCUAGAAUUUAAUUCAAAUUGCACCAGCUGGGAUGUUGGGAUUCGAACCUUUGUCACCAGCUCUCUAAAUGACUGUAUCUGUGGCAUUACCAUGACACUACUCACUCAGUUGGGCAGGAAGGCCAUGCUCAUGAUGAGGAAAUUCUCUCUUCUUGCCCAGCUGGUACCUGUUUCAGUCUGAUAUGAAUUAAUAAUUAAAAUCCUUCCCACACCUUCCUGGGUGUUGCUGGAAAGGUUGAAUUAAAGUCACAUGGAAACCAGCAAAAAGCAAAGGCAGAAAUGACACCUGCUGCUCUCCUGGUGUUGGUGUGGGCAGUGGUGUGUCCCAGUUAAAACUCCAGGCCAGCUACAAUAUUAACUCAGAUGAAGAGCAGUCGUCCAGUGCCUCUAUGGAUAAUAAUAGUGAUUGCUGAGCUAAACAGAACAGGGAGCUUCCCAUUAUUUCCCUCAGAAAUACCAGGGGGUAACUCAGAACCCAAGCAGAUACAAACCAAGCCCAGUGGUUGCUCAGCCCAUUAGAAUAUAGCCUGGUAAUACGGUGUCAAAUUUCUCAAAUUUUUGGUCUUUCACCAUUACAUUUCUGUUCAUGCAUGUAUACCUAGUGCCAAAUAUUUAACAAAUUGGACUGUGAGAAUGAAGAACGUCGUGAAGAAGUUGCCCUUGCCCUGCAAUUGCCAGAUUAGAAUGAGAGGAACCUGGGGGCUCUGAGGUUGUUGUCAGUUGUUUGAUAAAAGUGCAGUGUGAUCUUCAAAAAAUGAUGCAAGCUCCUAAUCUCACUGUAACAAAUUGUCAGCUCUCCUGCAGUGUCAUUGUAAACUGUCAAAAUAAAAGGAGCCAGCCACUGAUAGAGACACUCUGAUCGGUUAGUCUACAGCAAGCUUAUGCUAUGAAGACAGACUGAGCAGACAUGGACCAAACUGGCUUCAUUCUCACAGUCUCAGCUCUCCUACUGUCAAUGACAGACCUCACUCACUCACAGGAAGAUUAUGAUGAUUACUCCAAUAAUGAUUCACCAGUUCACCCAGCAAAGGGCUCCAUCCCAAAAGUUGCUGAUAUCAUGAGAACAUUUCUUGCUAAGCAGCACACUCUAAAUGGUUCCAAUCACACAGUGUGGGUGGUGGGCAAGAGAGCCAGAGAGUUACUGACUGGACCCCUCACCACUGCCACCAUCCCAGCUCUCUAUAUUCUGGUCUUUGUCAUUGGCCUCCCAACCAAUGGCCUGGGACUCUGGGUCAUGGCAAACAGGGUCCGCAAAUUACCGUCCACCAUCUUCCUGAUGAACCUGGCUGUGGCUGAUCUGCUCCUGAGCCUCGUGCUGCCGUUCAAAAUUCACUAUCACCUCCUGGGCAACGACUGGCUCUUUGGUGAAGCUCUGUGUCGGACAGUGACCGCCUUUUUCUACGGGAACAUGUACUGCUCCAUCCUGCUUCUCACCUUCAUCAGCAUCGACAGGUACUUCGCUCUGGUCCAUCCCUUUCGCUCCAAGCGUUUCCGGGACAAUAGCUUCGCUGUCGGGAGCUGUUGUGUGAUUUGGGUCAUUGCUGUUCUCCUGGUGUUGCCUUUCUUGUUUGUGGAGCAAUUGUACACCAUUCACAACCUCAACAUCACCACAUGCCACGAUGUCUUACCCCUCGAAAGUCAGGCUGGCUAUUUCUUCUAUUAUUUUGUGUGUCUGGUUGUGUUGGGCUUUCUUGUUCCUUGCUGUGUGACGGUUUUUUGCUAUGGCUCUGUAAUCCGGACCCUGAUUCAGACAGAGAAGCGUUAUAUCCGUGCUGCAGUGCUCACAGUAUUGAUCUUGCUGGUAUUUGUGGUGUGCUUUGCUCCCAGUAAUUUCAUUCUGCUCGCUCACCACUCUGAGUACCGGCUGCAUGAAGACAGUGAACUGUAUAUUUAUUACAUGUUGGGCCUGGGCCUCAGCAGCUGCAGUAGCUGCAUUGACCCCUUCAUUUAUUACUACGUUUCCGAUGAAUUUAGAGCUAAAGUGAAACGCGCUGUUUACUGCCAGAAAGACAAAGGCAGGGCCUUCUCGGGUAAAACGUCCCAGGAGCUCCUCUCUACAACCACCUAUUCACCAUCCACCCACACUGCAGGCCUCACCAGGGGCAUCUGAGCCAGGGGCAGCCCCAAAACCAAACCAAACAAACUCUGCUCAGAAUAUCCCCUCAGUCCCCCCACCCCGAGAUCGCCAGAUUGAAAAGGAUCCCAAAUAUAUCGAUCCAAACAGAUUCUGCUUCCCCCACUGUCAUCAUUUUGGAAUUUACAAAGUGGAAGUGUUCACUUUUUAAGAGAAAGUAUGGGACAGGUCAGGGGGUGCAGGUGAAGGGGAUCAGGUUAAACACCCAGGCCAUGUACCAGCCCAGCAGAGCUGCUGUUUGCUUUCUCUCGAGGGGGUGGGGCUGUUCCUGGUUAUUCAGCCCUGUUCUAAACUCCUCUUUCAGUCUGACCCAUAGAUCAACCUGCUUAGGGAUACGCUGCCUGGAGCAGUUGGGACAUGAACUAAUCUAGAGGUACGGACACUACCACUGUGCCAUAUGGACAUUCAGAGGUAAGUUUCUGCCACAAUUUGAACUGGGAUCAAGGGGUUCAGAGUCCAGAGGACUCCCCGCUACCCCAAUGAACCCCACAGCCCUUAUCCCUAAUUGCCCCAAGGGAAGGUGCCAUUAAAUUGUAACAGUUUAUGCCCAGGUCUGAAUAACCCUCCGAGUAUAAAGACCCUUCUCUGUCCUCCUGUUCAACCUGAGGUAAUUUAUAAGAACUGAAAGAACUGCGGAUGCUGUAAAUCAGAAACAAAAACAGAAGUUGCUGGAAAAGCUCAGCAGGUCUGGCAGCAUCUGUGAAGGAGAAAACAGAGUUAACGUUUCGGGUCAAAUAGGGGAGGAAGGGUCACUAGACCCGAAAUGUUAACUUUGAUUUUUUUCUUCACAGAUGCUGUCAGACCUGCUGAGCUUUUCCAGCAACUUCUGUUUAUGUUUCAGGCAAUUAAUAUCAUGUCUGUUUUUUUUUGGGGGGUGAAGCACGGUUUUAUCAGCAGGGCAGACCCCCACCUAAAAAUACCCAACUCCCAAACCCCUGGGCAUACAUCCAAUAAAACUGGGGGUGGUUGUAAAAUGUAGAACCUACUGCAACUUGCUUUUCGUUUAUUGGGCGGGGAGUGAAAUGGUUGAGCAAUUCACUCAGUGAUUAUUGUUAUUCUCCAUAAUAGAUUUGUAUCUCACAGUA
Messenger RNA from Rhincodon typus (whale shark), 4770 nucleotides. Its product is annotated as proteinase-activated receptor 3-like. The transcript is spliced from 2 exons. Gene Ontology annotation, biological process: phospholipase C-activating G protein-coupled receptor signaling pathway; blood coagulation; positive regulation of Rho protein signal transduction. The record is from RefSeq and is a predicted model, not a curated record. Gene Ontology annotation, cellular component: membrane. NCBI's taxonomy places the organism in Eukaryota, Metazoa, Chordata, Chondrichthyes, Orectolobiformes, Rhincodontidae. Bases 2459 to 3661 code for a protein of 400 amino acids. Gene Ontology annotation, molecular function: thrombin-activated receptor activity.